AUGCAAUGUGACCAAUUGAAUAGAGAGCAGGACGUGCUAGGCCCAACAGCUGGUUCCAAUGCCAAGUCUCCACAUGACAAAGUGGACCCUUCAAAGUCUCCGAAUGACAAAGUAGACCGUCCGAAGUCUCCAAAUGACAAAGAAGACGCCAAACAUGAACCAGAAGACAAGGGAAAGCCACCGGAAUCGGCAGCGCAACCCAAGAAAAUCAAAGCGCCGAAGCCUGGCGAAGGUGUCGUUGCAGUUCCAUACGACGAUUCAUCGUCGUCCGAGAGGAAGAAGAAGAAAAAGAAGGUUUUUGUUCGUGAAAAUAAGAGAGAGUUAAGCAGAGAUGACGACAAGGAAGGAGGGGGCAAGAAGACACUAUCAGCAGAAAAAGAAGACAAAGAUGACAAGAAGGCGGAGGCUAAGCAUGACAAGGCGAAACAGAAAAAGUCUGAGGAGAAGCACUCUGACGUAUUCGAUUAUGAACUAGCGAAAACGCAGGAUCUUAAUGAAGAGGCGAAUCCGAAAUCGCGCGAUAAAACUGAUCAAAAGAAAGCGAGCCAAGCGAAGUCGAAGCAAAAACCAACUCCGAAGAGGGAUAAAGAGCGCUAA
Messenger RNA from Cooperia oncophora, 597 nucleotides. Lineage: Eukaryota; Metazoa; Nematoda; Chromadorea; Rhabditida; Trichostrongylidae. The record is from the annotation of a GenBank genome assembly.